Messenger RNA from Neoarthrinium moseri, 696 nucleotides. RefSeq lists its product as uncharacterized. Gene Ontology annotation, cellular component: nucleus. The transcript is spliced from 3 exons. Bases 1 to 696 code for a protein of 231 amino acids. The record is from RefSeq and is a predicted model, not a curated record. NCBI's taxonomy places the organism in Eukaryota, Fungi, Ascomycota, Sordariomycetes, Amphisphaeriales, Apiosporaceae. Gene Ontology annotation, biological process: ribosomal large subunit assembly; rRNA processing. Gene Ontology annotation, molecular function: nucleic acid binding; exonuclease activity.
AUGAACUGCGAGAUGGUGGGCUUCCCUGACGGGAGCUGGGAGCUCGCGCUGAUCUGCGUCGUCAAUUUCUUCACGGGCGAGAAGCUGAUGCACACCUUUGUCGACCCUGGACAGGGUAUAAGCGACUGGCGAACUUCAGGAUGGAGAGAAGCCCGGGAGGAGCUCUUCCGGCCUGUAGACGACACCAUCAUCUUCCUAGGAAAUACGCUCUUCCACGACCUUGCGGUGCUGCGCAUCCAUGCUUCGCUCGUCGUCGAUUCGGUCAUACUGACAGCAGAGGCCAUUUUCGGCAAGAAUGCCAAAUUUUCACGCUUGCGGAGCUUGAAAGAUCCGAAUCUUGAUAUCUGCAGUUUGAAUAUACAGCAGCAAGCAUCUGGCGGGCAUGAUUGUCUGGAAGACACGCUGGCCAGCAAAGAGGUUGUUUUGAGAUGCCUCUUAGAAACAGCUCGGCUUCGUGCAUGGGCUAUCCAGGCCGACCCAAUAGGGCCAGUGUGUGUUGGUGUUUUCUACCACGUCGCCACCGUUUUGGUUACCGAUGAUAGAGUAGCCCGGGUAGGUAGUCUCUCAAGACUUACGCUGCUGUUCCUCGGUCAGGGGCCCCAGGCAUCAGGUAUCCUCAAGAUGGAUCUCCUGACUGGCACAUAUGCUCUAAUUGAGCGCUGUUUCUGUCGGCGAGGUGGUGUAGCCCCGUGGUAA